CAGAUCUCAAAUCUAAGCAGUAAGUUACUAGCCGAACUAAAAGCUCUAAAAACCAGAGCCAAGUCGACCGAAGAUUCAGUAAACCACAUUGUACAACUUGGUGAGAUCAAAAAUCAAGUUUGCAUUUCUGAGGAAUCACUGAUUUCUCAUAUCCAUGACGCAAGUCGCCAAGAAUGAAGAUUCUCAAUCACAAACAGAAUCUAAUGAGCGCACGUUCACCGAAGUUACAGUAAACAACGUUGACUUGCAGACUCUCCAAAGUACUGCAACUGAAGAAAUUACAGCAGAGGCAAGGGAUCAGACUUUCACCGUGAAUACGCACAACAGAUUUGCAGUACUUGACCCUCAGUUUCCAAAGAGACAAACACAGGUG
Molecule: messenger RNA, 373 nt
Organism: Porites lobata
Lineage: Eukaryota; Metazoa; Cnidaria; Anthozoa; Scleractinia; Poritidae
Source: the annotation of a GenBank genome assembly